AUGCUUCGUUCCGCGAUCACUUUACUUUUUGCCGUGGUAUGUGUUGGCUUGGUUUCUGCUGCUGUUGCACCUAUGCGUAGACCUCGUCAAUUCAGAAUGACUAUUUAUUCCGAACCUAAUCAUCAAGGUCAAGUUCAAUAUAUCAAGGCGACCAACGGUGCUAUGACGCCCUGUUGGAACCUGACCAACACGGACGUUGGUUCGUAUGAAAUGAACGAUCCUUUCGUCAACGUCACUUUCUAUCAAUCUGUUAAUUGCAACGGCACUGUUAUUGCUACGUAUCCUCAUCAUGAAAAGGGCGAAACCACACAAAACCGCGUUAUGAUUGAGGCCGCUUCUGUAUCCGUCGUCAAGGUGGAUUAA
This is a messenger RNA of Mycotypha africana, 363 nucleotides long. RefSeq lists its product as uncharacterized. Lineage: Eukaryota; Fungi; Mucoromycota; Mucoromycetes; Mucorales; Mycotyphaceae. The transcript has a single exon. Bases 1 to 363 code for a protein of 120 amino acids. The record is from RefSeq and is a predicted model, not a curated record.